AAAAGUAUGUUGAUAUAAUAACUUUUACCACAACUAAAGCAUACAAAAUAACAAUAUCUAUUUACAUUUGCUCCGCCCACCACCUCCGGUUUUAACCGGAAGCGGAAGUGCUCGGGCAGAUAGUAACGUCUGCUCGCUGGGUGGGCUGUGACAGUUAUUCCGGACUCUCAGCUAACGUAAACUCGAGUCAGGCCCGUGUGGGUUUGGGUUGGCCCCGGCGCGUUGCAGAUUCUUCACCAGUCCAGUACGCAUCAUGGCGGCCGCGGAUCCACGCUUUUCUAGUGACGGCGGGCCGGCCAGCCGCGGAGGAUUCCCCGCCAGCAGCGACCGCGACGGGCCGGGCGGCAGCAGCAGCGGCGGCAGCGGGGAGAGCGAACGGGAGCGGGACCGGGCCACCUUCGAGUGCAACAUUUGUUUGGACACUGCCAGGGACGCUGUCAUCAGUAUGUGCGGCCACCUGUUCUGCUGGCCCUGCCUGCAUCAGUGGUUGGAGACGCGGCCCAGCAGGCAGCAGUGUCCGGUGUGCAAAGCGGGCAUCAGCAGAGAGAAAGUCAUCCCCCUGUACGGCCGGGGCAGCUCCAGCCAGGAGGACCCCAGGUUGAAAACGCCACCGCGGCCUCAGGGGCAGAGAACGGAGCCGGAGAGCAGAGGGGGGAUGUUCCAGGGCUUCGGAGACACCGGCUUCCACAUGUCGUUUGGCAUCGGCGCCUUCCCCUUCGGCUUCUUCACCACAGUCUUCAACACCAACGACCCCUUUCACAGAGCAGAUCAGUAUGCAGGUGAUCACCAAGGCAACGGUAACAUGAACAACGGCAACAACAACUGGCAAGACUCCCUCUUCUUAUUCGUGGCCAUUUUCUUCUUCUUCUGGCUGCUGAGUGUCUGA
Menidia menidia (Atlantic silverside) is the source of this 886-nucleotide messenger RNA. NCBI's taxonomy places the organism in Eukaryota, Metazoa, Chordata, Actinopteri, Atheriniformes, Atherinopsidae. The record is from the annotation of a GenBank genome assembly.